This is a messenger RNA of Clonostachys solani, 525 nucleotides long. The record is from the annotation of a GenBank genome assembly. NCBI's taxonomy places the organism in Eukaryota, Fungi, Ascomycota, Sordariomycetes, Hypocreales, Bionectriaceae.
AUGUCAUCUUGGGUUGGCGACUGGGGUUUUGAGCCAGAGGUUUCCAGCCUUCUCGAACAUGCUAUAUUGCCUGAAUCAAGAUCAUUGAAAAAGCCUUCAAAUGCAGGUAAUGCCAUGGCUGGGGAGGUUAUAAAUGCUGCUAUAAUUGAGAGCCCCGAAUUUGACUUCAAUGACUAUUUUGCAAGUGCCAACUGUGCCGAUCAAUUAACAAUUUACCAAGGGAACCGUGUUGAUGGACUUCCAUAUGUGCCCCUCGAAUCCCAUGGGUUCAAAAGUAGUUCUCAAUUCCAUGGGGCCAUUAACGAUCCUAUCGGUGUCAACUGGCAAAUCGACGACCGUCGAUCUGCAACAAUAACAACGAGUAGUGGAGGACAGAGCCAAGAGACUGAAGGAGAAAUGGACAUGCAUUUUGCAGAUUGGCCUUCUUAUUUUGAUCUGGACCUCUUUGAGUCGGAGCCAUCUGCAUGUCCUCCGAGCAACAUUAUUUCUGCGUACUCCUUAAGCCCCAGCUGUUCUACAGGAUAA